Parasteatoda tepidariorum (common house spider) is the source of this 585-nucleotide messenger RNA. It is a transcript of the gene Chrac-16, whose product is annotated as chromatin accessibility complex protein 1. The record is from RefSeq and is a predicted model, not a curated record. Gene Ontology annotation, cellular component: nucleus; CHRAC. NCBI's taxonomy places the organism in Eukaryota, Metazoa, Arthropoda, Arachnida, Araneae, Theridiidae. Gene Ontology annotation, molecular function: protein heterodimerization activity. Gene Ontology annotation, biological process: chromatin remodeling; DNA-templated DNA replication.
AUGACUGACAAACAAUCUAAACUUGCUGUUUUGCCUAUAUCUAGAGUUCGAACUAUCAUGAGAAGCUCCCCUGAUGUUGGAAGUAUCAGCCCUGAAUCUUGUUUUCUAAUUACAAAGGCCGCGGAAGGCUUCGUUGCUUUUUUAAUUCGGCAGGCUUUAAUGGCCAGCAACAACAAGACUCUGAUUGACUACAAAGAUUUAUCAAAAGUUGUGGGCGAUCAAGAAGUUUUCUCCUUUCUAAAAGAUAUUUUGCCUCCUCGAAUCAAAGCAGCCAAAUAUCUUGAAUUGUUGAAACAAGUUGAAGCGAGUGAAAGACGGGUGAAUGCCGAACUCCAUGAUCUGUGAUUUAACUAUAAUAAAACAAAAAGUAAUAUUUUUUAUUGUGCGAAACUCAUCUUGUGUAAUUCAUAGUGACAAAUGCUUCAUCUUUUCAAAUGCCAACUAUAAUCAGCACUAGGAUUUCUUUUUCUUCAAUUUAAAUAAUCUUUAUAACAGGAAAUUAUAUUUUCUAUUAUUCCUACAAGACUAUCAAGUUAGCCAACAAUUGUUGUGAAACUUUAUCUAAUAAACACUAACUGUAUUAUA